Messenger RNA from Lingula anatina, 1959 nucleotides. RefSeq lists its product as uncharacterized. Gene Ontology annotation, cellular component: U2-type spliceosomal complex. Gene Ontology annotation, biological process: mRNA splicing, via spliceosome. NCBI's taxonomy places the organism in Eukaryota, Metazoa, Brachiopoda, Lingulata, Lingulida, Lingulidae. The record is from RefSeq and is a predicted model, not a curated record.
UUGAUGACGUUUAGCGGUGCACGUUGUUUGAAGAACGAAGUACGAGGAAAGAAAAAGUAGAUAUAAAGCGCAGUACUCUGCUAUUUAAGUUUGUAGUCGGUUAGAAUCGAAAACAAUUGCAGUAAGUACAAAGACUGCCAAGUUUGACAGCACUGCAAUUUUUUUUCUAUAUUUACCAUGGAAAAAUUACUGAAGGGGAAAAAACUGUCUGAAGAUGAGUUGAGAAAAAUUAAAGAUUUGCUGAAGAAUGAUGAAAAAUCGGACAAGAAAAUUGACUGGAUGUACUCAGAUGGUAAACCAAAAUCAGAAGAAUACCUCCUUGGAAAAAGAAUUGAUAAUAUUGAUAAGGAGAAAGAAGAAGCAAAGAAUGACAGUGUUGGAGCCCUGUUUGAGGAGGCAGCAGCACAUAACAUACAGAUUGACAUGCAAGCUAAAAUGAGGGAAGAUCCUCUCUUUGCCAUAAGAAAAAAAGAAGAGGAACAGAGGAAAAGAAUUAUUGAAAAUCCUGUCAAGAUGAAACAAUUGCAAAAGAUGGUUGAAUCCCAAAAGAAAGAUAAAAAGAAGAAAAAGAAAGAAAAGAAAAAGAAAAAACACAAGUCCAGAUCUGGCUCAGACACAAGUGAAAGUGAUGAUGACUUAGUCUCAACUUACUUAGACAUUUUAAAUCGCAAGGAAAAAAUUAAAAGUGACAACAGACAUAAAAAUGAUAGUAAGGACAAAAGAAAACCUCAGCAUGAAGGUGGUCCUAAAGUUAGUGAACAGAGAAAAAAACAUUCAGAAGAGGAUACAAGGCAACGUCACAGAGACGGCUAUAGCACUGAAGAAGAAAUGUCCGGAAGAGGGAAGAAUUAUGGACUCUUUAAAGGCAGACACAAAUCACCUGAUAAAGAAAGACAUAAAAAAGAACUGCACUCAAGAAAAGACCGAAAAUCAAGGUCUAGGUCACCAGUGAGAACAUCUGGGAGAUCACCAAAGAGAAAAAGGUCAAGGUCCCCUGUUAGGAGAGAAAGAUCAAGGAGCAGAUCACCUGUUAGGAAAGGAAAACCACGAUCACCAGAAAAGAGAGAGGCACCAAGAAAAAAACUUAGUUCAGAUGAAUUAGAACGCAGACGCAAGGAAAUGAUGGAAAAUGCACAAUGGCGUGAAGAACAAAGGAGCAAAAAUGUGAAACGCUACAGGGAAGAAGAAAAGAAAGAAGAAGAAACCAGGAUCAAGCAUGGCGAUGGGGAUAAUUUUCUCAACCCCAUGAUGACCAAACAUGCUGAGCAGAGUUCUGUUGAAGACAGGCUAAAGAGAAACAGAUACAACAUCCAGAGAACAAGGGCUGACCUUGAUAAAGAUUUCACGAAGCAGUGACUGGAAUGAAGAGCUUUAUUAGCUGCUGGAUACCUACUUGGAAUUAUCAAAGGAUUGCUCAACUUUUUGGAAAGAAGACACCAACAGUGUUCAUAAAUACAGACUGAUACUAAUGACGACUUAAUAAGUGAUUGUUGGUAUUUGAAUGUGAAUCCUGAAUUAAUGAGUUGAUUUUUCUCUGUUGUUGGGUCAUCAGCAUUCUACUACUUAUAAAAAAAAUCACAAUUUACAGGCUGGGAUACUCAUUUUGAAUGAAAAUAAAGUGGAUUUUGUGAUAAAUAUUUUGAGUAGUAUACAGGUCCAUAUUGAAUGUCUUACACAUCAACUAUAUAUAGUUGUUGAAAGAAAAUAGAAAUUUGAGUUACUGUAUGAAAGAUGGUAAUGGAUUUUGAUUGGGACCACCAAAAUUCAGGUGAUCUAGAAAACCUCUGGAUAAUCUAAUGAAUGAGUGAAGUGGUUGAAUGAAAAUAGUGAAGUUGAGAGAGAAAGGGAAUUUAAGUAUUAAAAAGGAGUUCAGAAUUCCAUUUCAUAGAAUAUUUUGUGCCCAUAGUAUGCUUUCUUAUUUUGACUCAUUUCUCUCUGUUUCUUUAUAUAAUUUAUUUU